AGAGGAAUUGGAACAUCAGCACGCGGAUUCCAGACAAUGAGACCGGCACUGUUGAAUCUAUGUUGGCAGCAAGUCUAAUACACAGCCCGGAACUCUAGAGGAUUCCUAGGACUGGUACAAGUACAAACCGAUCAGCAAACUAUGGUCCAGGAAUUACACUGACUAUUGCGAUACUUCUAUAAAAGCCACCGGCAUCGCCACAAGUUGCGCUUCUAUCAAUAUGAUUGGAUCUUACAGCGCCGCAAAACGCUAAUACUAAACUUUUCGGUAUUGGCUUCUUAAGAUUAGAUGACUAGCAUAGCACUCCUGUGCUACCUCUAGGGGUAUCAUUCUCGUCAGCUGUCCAUAAUUCUUGCAAAGUCAAAACUUACGUGGACAAGUGUGAGACCCGCUCUGUCCUGUUGUAUUGAGACGUUGCACAUUCUGGAACCAAGCUAACUACAGCGAGCCCUGAACAUGUGCCAAUCGCACACUCUCUUACAACUCCUCGGUUGGCGAUCGGGGUGCCAACAAGGUCGGAAAGUCUGCGGGUCACGCGCCGGCCUCUAUUGGUUUGGACAUCAGCACAUCCCUUCUGAUGCGACCUUCACGAGGACGGAUCUGAUGAACACUUAAUGGGGCUUCACAGUAUUCGGCGAUAGACUACAGGAACCAGGACCAUGGGACUUCUUCUAACCUUGAUAACUGUAUUUGAGUGGCAAAAUGCCACCGAUGACCUGGUUUCUGACAUGCACAUUUUCAUGUUAGGAAUGACUUUAGCCUCUGGCAAUGAUGCACCGACUCAAACCGUGCAAACCCGCCUGACGAAUUCUGCCCAUCAUCUGCCAUUGCGACUGGUGAACAUCGCAAAUACUCUUGUCUUUAUAUCCUUCACGUUAUUGCGAUGCUGUGUUUGUUGUUGGGGUAUUAGAAGCUCUCCAGACGAGCGUUGAUGAACCCUGCUGAAACACAAAGGGCUCAGAAGAUUCAUAUCGCAGCAAAGUGACAGGGAUGAUGAAAUUGCACAGGCAAGCGAGUCUCGAGACCGAUGCUGCGUAAGCACAGGAUGCCGCGGAUAUUCCUCCAGGCCAGUAUCAACAGGGGAGUACAGCAAGAAAGGGGAUGGUGCCACAACUGGCCAAGCGAUUGAGGGAAUAUGAUGGUAUUAACUUACAUCGACUUUCGACAACAGCACUGGGGAUUUAGGGGCCGACUCGGAACAUUUGAAAGAUUAAUGUUUUGUGUACCAUAUCGCCUUCAACUAGGGGCACUGAUUUGAAUUCACUUGACGACUGGUGGUUCUUUCCAGUCCGAAUUUCUUUCGCGCUCAGAUACGGGGUACAAGGACAACUUUGCGACUUGAGGAAGUAUUGCGUCAAGUCUCAACGAGCUCACGAUCAGGACUUCAACGAUGCCCGAUCACAUCCAAUAGCUGGGCGGCAAAACAUGUACACCAUCAAAGGUAGAUUUCAGAUUAGGUAGAUUUCAGAUUCUCAAAAAUGACGUACCGAUGAAACCCGCU
Messenger RNA from Pseudomassariella vexata, 1501 nucleotides. RefSeq lists its product as uncharacterized. Bases 660 to 932 code for a protein of 90 amino acids. The transcript is spliced from 3 exons. Lineage: Eukaryota; Fungi; Ascomycota; Sordariomycetes; Amphisphaeriales; Pseudomassariaceae. The record is from RefSeq and is a predicted model, not a curated record.